Messenger RNA from Gongylonema pulchrum, 542 nucleotides. The record is from the annotation of a GenBank genome assembly. Lineage: Eukaryota; Metazoa; Nematoda; Chromadorea; Rhabditida; Gongylonematidae.
AUUCAUGGCCCAUGGAUUGCCUAUGAAUUCGUGUACGGAAACGCACUGGACGCUGCGCUUGUGAUGAGGAAAAAGGACGGCCUGCCGCCUUUGCCGCAUCGAUCGAACCUAGAAAUUAUAUACCAGGGGAAAAUGAUGCUAAAUCAGAUAGCAGCCGGGAUGCGCUACCUGGAAGACAAUGGGCUGUGUCAUCGGGAUCUUCGCGCAGCAAAUAUCCUUGUCUAUGUGCAGCACCAGUUCGCAAUGGCCAUCAAAAUCACCGACUACAUGUUGCCUUUGCAUAUUUUAGCUUAUCCGCCGCCAGAUUUGGAUUUACUCGAAUUACACUGGCGCUGGAUGGAUCCAGAGGCACUCGAAUGUCGUCGAUUCAGCAUAAAAACUGACGUGUGGGCAUUCGGUUGUGUUAUAUUUGAAAUACUGAAUCCUGGGAGGUUGCCUUACUCUCUGGAGAAAACCCAAAUCGAGGAUCCUAAAGGGUAUUUUUCAAACCUGUUUGUUUUUUUUUUCGUGACUGUCCACGUGCUUUGUUCAAAAAAUUAAUC